UAUUAUUUUUUGAUCGUUUGUCACAGUGAAAAUGGCGUGUUGACAUUUUAGUUGUUUUUGACAGUAUAAAUAUAAUAUCUUAAUAAAAUACGGAGUGUAGGAUAUUAAUAAAUCAAUCAAAUUUUGUUAAUGAAUUCUCUAUUUGAUAAUAUUCUUUUUCUAAAAUGUCGUCUAUCGCUGCUGGUGAUUCACAGGAUUCCGUGAAUUGUGAUUGUCUACAAACUUCAAAACCACCCGGUCAAUCAUUAUUAAAAACUAAUGUCGAUUCUUCUGAAUCAGAGAAAUUAUGUGAAACUGAGAGUUUAAAAAUUCUUGAGAAAUUCAAAAGAAUUUAUGAGAAUCGUAUUGAUGAUGUUGAUCAAAAUGCUGAAUUCACCGAAUUCGAACGUAUCUCGACAAAAUUGAAAAUAAUGACCGAAUGGGUUGAAGAUUUAAAGGAUCAGAAUGUAAUGUUAGUGCGUACAGUUGAGGAUCUCGAGAAGGCGGCUGUUAAUAGAGUUAAACUUUUAGAAGACAAAUUAUUGCAAUCAACUAAUUUAGUGUCGGAAAAUAUUGCAAAAUGUGCCAAUUCAGGAGAGGCUUUAAAUACACUUUCGGAUCGAAUUUCUGAAUUAGAAAGAGACGAGUAUUUUGAAAAUAAAAUUGAAUAUCUUCAAAGUGAUAUUCGAGGCUUAUUAGAAUUAAUUAGACGAGCUCACGAAAAUAGUUGUUGGAAUCACGAUGGCAUAACAUUUUAUGAAAUUAAGCCCGAAGACAUACCAGUUCCUUUCGAUUGCCCCUGCAACGAGGAAACGGAAAAUGCAAAGAAUGAAGAAUACAAUAAUAUCUUGAAAACAUUGCAAGAUAAUGAAAAAUUAUUACUCGAGAAAGUGACAAUGUUGGAGCAACAAGUGUCAGAGAAAAAUAAAAUAAUUUUACAAAAAGACGAGGUUUACAAAAAGUUUCAAUACAAAGUCCAAACUUUAAGAGAUAAUCUCAAAGAAAAGUCCAUCAUGACUAUUACCGAUACUACUGAGAACGUUGACUUUGACAUUGUGCAAGUGGCUGAUUUUUUGGAAAGUGCACUUGUUGCCAAAGAUUUGAAAAUUAAAAAUCUCAACGAAUGUCUUGAGGAAACGAAUGCAAAAUUAGAAAAGCUUCUGCAUGAGAAUGACAAUUUUGAAACAAAGAACAAGCAAAUUCAAGAACUUGAAAUUCAACUAAAAGCCCUUCAGAAGGAAUCAUUGGAAUCAAAGGAAGCUUUGGCUUCAGAAGUUGCUGAAAAAUACGAUCAGGUGAUUAUUUUACGACGAGAAAUUCAAGAAUUAGAAGAUAAAUGUCAUCAUUUGAGUAUGCAGACACAAUUCAAGGAGGAUAUAAUAAAGGAUUUGCGAAAAGAAUUGAAACAAAUUUCACAAAAAGACGUUCAUCAAACACGACAUGUUCGAAUCAAUCAAGAACCACCUUCUGAAAUCAUAAGCGAAGAUUCCUCAUCUCAUAAGAAUGAAAUAGUGCAGUACUUAUCGAAAACAAAACAAUUGAUGGAAAAGGAGAAAGAAGCGUUAUCUAUUUUGAAAGAAGAAAUAGAAAAAAUGACAACGGAAUUACGUUACAAACAGGAAUUUAGAGAAGAUUUUCCACAUCUCUAUAUAAAACUACACGAAAUGGAUAGUUUAUUGAAAACCUUCAUUGCCGAAGUAAUUGAAAAUAAUGGAUCCAUUGAAAAAAUGAAGCAUUUUUUUACUGAUAUUGAGGGGAACAUGGCAUCGCUCCUCAUGAUUCUUCAAAACUUACAAGAGAAUUCUGAAGGAAAAUCCCAAAUAACAAUGGAGGAAAUAGUUAAUCGAUUAGGUGGAGUAACUAAUAAAAUUGCGGAAAUUUGUUCGGAAAAAGAAGGCACGCUCACAAAUACUUGCACAAAUGAAGAGACAGAGCCUUGCGAGAAUAGUUGCAGUGAUCCAAGUCACGAACUGGCAUUCAAAACAUUUCAUCAGCAAUUUAAAAGAAUGGAAGAAUUUAGAAUUUGCACAGUCGAAGCUCAGGCAGCUACUGAAGAUUUGCGCGAAGAAAUGGAAACUAUUAUCAGCAAUUUUACCUCUCGCCAUGAAAAGAAUUGUGAAUUGAAUAAAUUAACAGCGGAAGUGCAAAAUUAUUUAAUAACAACAAGAGAGAAAAUUUCGAAAACAAUAAGUCAAUUGAAAUUACAGGGAGAGGAGAGAAGGAGAUACAAUAUGAGAAUUUCGUCUGGCAACGAUAAAUUGAAGGAUAUGAAAAAUGAGAUCAAUAUGGCUCGUGUAAAUUUUUCCCAAUACAGUGGCAAUAUUGAGGGAAAUAAUCAGGAGUUUGGAAAUGUAGAUUCGACACAAAAUUCGAGUGAUGUUCUAAAUAUUGUUGCAGAUGAGGUGGAACAAAUUGUGUCAAAUUUACAAGCCGUUCAAGAAAAGGAAUCUUGUACAGUGUCAUUGUUAACAGAAUUAAAUACGCAGCUUUCAACAAUCGACAAUAAUUUAGAAAAAUUCUAUAAUAAAAGUCAAGAAAUACUGAAAGCGAACGAAGUGAGUCAAAAAGUAUUCGAAGAAAAGGAAAAGAGUUUGGACAAAUCGGAAAAGGAGCUUGAUUAUGUUCAUACAAAUAUGCAGAAUGCCUUGGAAGCAAUUUCCAUUGCGAUAGAUGAGAUAAAUGAAUUAGAAGCUUUUAAGGACAAUCAUAUUGUUAAUCAGGAUGUCAACCAAAUUUUAAAAGCGAAGGAUGAUUAUCACAAAAUAAGAAGGGAAUAUGAAAAUUUGCGAAUGAAAAUAGUCGAGGACUCUUAUAAAAAGGAAGUAGACGACUCUGUUAACGAGUGUAAGCGUCAAAUAACAAACUUGUUGGGUCAAAUACGCUUUCUUCAAAGUGAGCUGAAAAUUGGUCAAGACGCAAAUGGUAUUUUGGAAAGUCAUAUUCAAGUAUUAGAACAAGAAUUAAAGGGAGAGAAUAAAAAAUCAGAAGAUACAAGGCGUAGUUUUUCCAAAGAAUGCAUGCUAUUCAAGAGAAAAAUUUCCGAACUAGAAAGCACCUUAUGGAAACAAAAGGAAAUAGAAUCAAAUCUAAGAAGAAGUUUGGCUUCCAGUGAAAUAGAAUUAAAGAAUUCUAAGGAGAUGCUCAAUUCAUUUCAAUCAAGUUCUGAAGGUACAUUGUCCACACGGGGAAGUGGAGUUAAUUCUGAAAAUUGUUUCGCUGAAGUGGAAAAACUGAAACACACUUUAUUCACAAAGGAAAAAAUGUUGAAAGACAAGGAGGAAAUAAUUAAAAUUCAACAAGAUUCAAUAAUUCUGUCUCAAAGCGAAGUGAAGGAUUUACAUGAGAAAUUACAAGAGAAGAUAGACGCGCAAAAUAAUGUUAUUUCUCAUUUGGACAAGGAGAACAAGCAGCUGCAAAAUAAGAUUGAACUUCAAGUACAAACGAUCGGUCACUUACAAAAUGCAGUGGUUCAAACUAAAAGAUGUUUGGACCAAAUGGGUCAGAAAUUUGUGAGCGAUGUGAGUGAAUUAUGGUCUUCAGUCUCGCCUUCAGUAUUCAAUCAUGGGAAUGUGCACGAUGUUUGAAAUAGUGAGUGUUGUUUCUACUAAACAAAACAAACAAAAGUUUGGUCGACAACUACGAAAGUCUCUCAGUUUAAAUUAUCACAAUCGCACGUUUUUAAAGAUGCAAAUUAAUUUUUUUUCUUCUUUUAAUUUAUUGUCUAUUUAUAAUCAACAUUUAAUCGAAUUGAAAUUUAUUAUAUAAAAAAAAUGAAAAUUUGUAUUUUAUACUAAAAUACAAUUUUUUUUUAAAGAUAAAUUGUAAAUAUAGGCAUCGCUAGACGU
Messenger RNA from Leptopilina heterotoma, 3824 nucleotides. RefSeq names its product polyamine-modulated factor 1-binding protein 1-like. The record is from RefSeq and is a predicted model, not a curated record. The coding region runs from base 165 to 3563 and encodes 1132 amino acids. NCBI's taxonomy places the organism in Eukaryota, Metazoa, Arthropoda, Insecta, Hymenoptera, Figitidae. The transcript has 29 exons.